Betta splendens (Siamese fighting fish) is the source of this 1331-nucleotide messenger RNA. RefSeq names its product HtrA serine peptidase 3a (gene htra3a). Gene Ontology annotation, biological process: proteolysis. The transcript has 9 exons. NCBI's taxonomy places the organism in Eukaryota, Metazoa, Chordata, Actinopteri, Anabantiformes, Osphronemidae. The record is from RefSeq and is a predicted model, not a curated record. The coding region runs from base 131 to 1219 and encodes 362 amino acids. Gene Ontology annotation, molecular function: protein binding; serine-type endopeptidase activity.
GCGCACAGAGGAGCGUGCGCACUCUCGCGCGCAGGUAGGACCGAGCAAAAACUGUUGCUCCUCUCACCGUUGUUCCCGAUGCUGUGAUUGGCGUGGACGUGUCCAUCUGUUUAUUUGCGUGUCUGUAUCAAUGCCGUGGGCCCUUCCUGCCGGUGUAGGUGCUUCCCCGGCUCGUCACGGCAGCCCACGCUACAAGUUCAACUUCAUCGCUGACGUAGUGGAGAAAAUAGCACCUGCCGUCGUCCACAUCGAACUUUUUGUAAGACAUCCUCUGUUCGCGCGCCACAUGCGUCUUUCCAGCGGCUCCGGUUUCAUCGUGACCCACUCGGGCGUGAUCGUGACCAACGCGCACGUGGUCACCGCGGCCGCGGCGGUGACGGGGCGGCCCCAGCUGCGCGUGCGGCUCCACGACGGCGAGGGACACGGCGCCGUGGUGCGGGACGUGGACAGGAAGGCCGACAUCGCCACCAUCAAAAUAAACCCCCAGAAGCGGCUCCCCGUGCUCUCCCUGGGCCGUUCAGCUGAUCUGAGACCAGGGGAGUUCGUGGUUGCCAUCGGCAGCCCGUUCGCGCUGCAGAACACCGUCACCACGGGCAUCGUCAGCACGGCGCAGAGAGACGGCAAAGAGCUGGGCAUCAAAGACUCCGACAUGGACUACGUCCAGACCGACGCCAUUAUCAACUACGGCAACUCGGGAGGACCCCUUGUGAACUUGGACGGUGAGGUGAUCGGCGUCAACACGCUCAAAGUGACGGCGGGCAUCGCCUUCGCCAUCCCCUCGGACCGGAUCAGCCGCUUCCUGGCGGAGUCUCGGGCCGAACGCGGCAAAGGGAAGACGGGGGCGCCGGAGGGAGCCGCGGAGGAGCCGCAGUCGGACCCAGAGGUGUCCGGAGGGGAGAGGAGACGCCUCCUGGGCAUCUCCAUGCUCACCGUCACCCAAGCGCUGGCUGCGGAGCUGCAGCAUCAGCACCCGGGCUUCUCUGGCGCCAGCAGGGGCGUCCUGGUGCAGCGGGUCCUCCCCAACACGCCCGCAGAGAGCGGAGGCGUUCGAGCAGGUGACGUCAUCGUGAAGGCGAACGGACGGACGGUCGAGACCACGGCCGACGUCCACGAGGCGCUGAGAGGGGAGCGCCCCCUGCUGUUAGAGGUUCACCGGGGCAGCGAUGACCUGCUGCUCUACAUCCAGCCCCAGGUUCCAGCACACGCCUCAUUGAACUAGAUGCAGGCGAAUACGUCUCAAAACAGCGAAAUGAAAUCGAACGCAUUCUACAGUAACCAGAAUAUCAGCGUGUCAGAAUAAAAGCUUCCAAAGAAUGAUUCACCCUCCAGCG